Molecule: messenger RNA, 6009 nt
Organism: Scophthalmus maximus (turbot)
Lineage: Eukaryota; Metazoa; Chordata; Actinopteri; Pleuronectiformes; Scophthalmidae
Gene: ggh
Product: gamma-glutamyl hydrolase (conjugase, folylpolygammaglutamyl hydrolase)
Exons: 9
Coding region: 59-925 (288 amino acids)
Biological process (GO): tetrahydrofolylpolyglutamate metabolic process
Cellular component (GO): vacuole
Molecular function (GO): gamma-glutamyl-peptidase activity
Source: RefSeq, a predicted model, not a curated record
AAGGCAGCCCGGAAGUGCAGUAACCGGCGGUCGAACGGGGACGCACAGACGCGCCUCCAUGAACUUUACUCUGAGAAAAAUGGUCGUGGCGGGUUUGUUUUUCGUUCCGCUUCUUUUGUGUUUGCCGUUGAACUCUUCGGCAAACAGGAACGAGCAGAGGAACGAGCAGAGGAACGACAGGCCCAUCGUCGGAGUCCUGGCUCAAGAGGUUUAUCUUCCUCAACGGAACGAAACGUCGUACAUCGCCGCCUCGUACGUCAAGUUCCUGGAGGCAGCAGGAGCGAGAGUCGUCCCCGUCACGAUAAACCAGACACUCGAGGAGUACAAGACUCUGUUCAACUCCAUCAAUGGGAUCCUCUACCCGGGCGGAGGCGUCAGCAUCAUCUCCUCUGGAUAUCAACGAGCUGCGAAAAUCUUUUAUGAGCUCGCUAUCGAGGCGAACCAGAGGGGCGAUUAUUUCCCCGUGUGGGGAACCUGUCUGGGAUUCGAGCUGCUGAGCUAUUUGACGAGUGGAAAGACAUUACUGACGUCGACCAAGACGAGUGGCGUGUCGCUGCCUCUCAACUUCACCGACGAAAGCAAAGACAGCCGGAUGUUUAAAGGCUUCCCAGCGGAACUCAUGAAAGAUCUGGCCACUGAGCCGCUGACGGAAAACUCUCACAAGUGGAGUUUGGCGUUGUUGACCUACGACACAAACGAGGAGCUGAAGAAGUUUUACAAAGUCCUCUCCACGAACACGGAUGGAAACAUUGAGUUUGUGUCAACAAUGGAAGCGUACGAUUUCCCAAUUUAUGCAACACAGUGGCAUCCAGAAAAAAACGCAUUUGAAUGGGGGAGGCCUUAUAUUCCACACACUCCAUCGGCAGUCAAGACCACCUUCUACAUGGCCGAAUUCUUUGUCAGCGAAGCCUCGAAGUCCGCGUGAGAGCUGACGCUUCAGAGGAGCUGGUCCAUCCGGCUGCGAGGGGAGACCCGUUCCUGUUUCCUUUCAAUCGAUCGGUACAUUCCAAAAAAUCGCCGUGUCAAGUCGUGGGUCUUUGUUGGCCCGCCGGAGGAGGGGCCUUUCCGAUUCAAACCGAGGAAGGUGGGAUGGACGUCGGAGGGGAUCCGUCGGCUGCUGGAAGGGCAGUCUCGGGAUUCGACGGGUGGAACGCGGGGAGGGAAGUCCGAAUGCAAAACAAAAUGGAAAGAGCGGAUAUCGUGGACUGUCGGGCGCCAGUGUCGCGGCAGAUGACCGGAUGAACGGCGGGGAGGCCCGGGGGGGGGGGCCUCGACAGGGCCGAGCUAACCCUCGUCUUCGCUCUCCUCCUCCAGGGCCUCCUCGAACACCCGCUCCGGUAGCCGGAAGCAUUCCUCGAAGAAGUUCACCAGCGACUGGCUGAGGUGCUGCCGCGUUGCCUCGCUGUGGAUGAAGUGGCCUUCGUCUGGGUAGAUCUGGGACGCAGAGGGCAAGCGGAGAACAUGAUAUCGCACAAGUUUGAGUUCUUAGACAUGGGCCAGAGUCAGAGGGAUCACCGUACCAUGACAUGGACAACCAGAAGCAAAACGAUAGAUGGUCUACAACUUAAUCCCUAAUGGAUGCAAAUGCGUUCUCAUUCUACAAAACUCUAAACUUUGUUUUGUGUUCAUGGGGAAACCGACCUGAGAGUAAAACCAGUUCCCGUACAUGAGAUUGUAAAACUAUUUGCAGUUUUCAUAACUUUGCCUUUGUACACCGCCACAACUGAAAGUAGAUGAUCCAGAAUUCUCUCCCCGCUGAAGAAAGACCAUCCUCACAACAUCCGGGCAGGUCAGGUGUAUCAUCGACAGUGUCUAGGAUCCAUUAUUAAUGUAAACACAAAAGGGUUUACCACAAGGUGUCAGCCACGGGUUAUUCUAGAAACCAAAAUGAACUUGUACUACAAGCGUGGGAAUAGAACAGUAAACCACCAGAUCAUGUGAUAGAAGUGGGAGGAUGAACUCUUAUACCGUAUAUUUGUUAAGUAUGUCAAGUUCUUUUCAAAUCUAUGACAGUCUUCACUUCAAUCGCAUCUUGAUCACGCAACCAUUUUAUCUUCCUCUUACCGUUAUGUUUCUUUUGUUGAUCCCCAAGAUUUGGGGUUUGUAGGACCUCAGGCAACGCUGCAAAUAUUGAUUACCAUAAUAUUUUUGGAUUAAUUGGUCCAUAAAAUUUCAUAAAAUAUGUAUAACUUUUUAAAAAGAGCUCAAAUUCUAGUCGUGCUUUGUCCAUGCGGGGGAUUGGACAUUUUUUAUCAUUUUUUUUAUUAAUUCAGCUCCGGUGGGACUUCAUUUUGUGGAGUGUGAUCUUAACACAGAUCUUUAUUGACUCAUUGUGUCGACUCGUGUCGACCUCAGACCUCCUGGAGGCGACUGGGGGAACCAGGUGACCGCUCCGCCGGUCAGUAAUGAGCUCCGGCGAACGCUCGGCUGCAGUUCACACCGCGCCUCUUAAUUGGAUUAGCGCUGGUGUUAGCGCAGGACGCCCCCACGAAGGUCUGGUAAUCUCAUUAUGUGGAGAUGAAGGCAUUGCUGAGGGUUUAAUCCACCGCUGCGAUCCGCUGAGCCCCCGACGGCGGCAGAGGAACUGGAUGUGCGAGACCACGUACCUGUAAGGUGUAGUUGGCCUUUUCAUUGAUGAGCUGCGCGAUGAACUUCGCCGUGUGUUGGAAAUGAACCUUUUCUGUAAAAACGCAACAACACAGACGCCAAGACAUCACGGUUUCGUAUUACUUUCGUGUCAUUUUAGUUUGAACAAUAACUCUUGACGUACCGUCAGCUGUCGGGUGGAUGAUUAGAAACUUCUUGUCCAUGAACUGAGAUGCUCUGUGAGCUAAGUUCGCCAUCUGAGGAGUAAAGACAGACGCACGCAAAUCGACUGGAUCAAUAUGACAAUAAUUUAUCUCAGCUGGAAUUUUGAAUUACAACAAUAAGCAAUCGGAUCUUACUGCGUACGCCCUCGGAUCAGGUUUGGGCAGUCCGAGGUAUCGCUCAGAAAACGCCGAGGCUGAAGGUGGAAGAAGGAUUCGGAUUAUUACUUAUCGUCACAUUAAUAACAGGAGUGACGCGUUUUUUUUCUCCCCACAUUCAAAUAUAUUCCCCCAUCCACAUGUUCUUAAGUCUCCGAGCCAUCGCGGACCGUCCUCGUUUGCAAUUCCAGACUCGCACAGUGUCGUGUCUCGUGUCUCGGCCCUUCCGGCACUGCGAGAGAAAUCAAAACAGAUGAGAAAUUCGUCCCGCCGCGGAAAAACCCCCCCCGCCAGCUCCUCCUUAAUUUGCAGUUUCCCAGCUCUUGUGAAUCUUGACAGCUACAAGAACCCGUCUGUCACUCACACAAUUCUGCUUUUCACACAUUUCUAUUUCCUUUCGGCGGCCGAUGGUGGCGAUCUCUGUUCGAUUGGCUUGUCGUCGCAUCGGCGCCGUCGUGCUGAUGAGGUGAACGCGCUCGACGGAAGUAACCCCCGGCUGCAGGGGUGGAGGCUAGGUUUGCAAUCUCUCCGUCAUCUCCCGUCUCUUGAAUACUUUCUGACAACCUGAACGACGACGCAGAGGUUCUGUGUGCGUUUGCUUUCACUGGCGUGUGAGCGGAUCUUAUGGCGCGUGAGCGUCCUCACUCACCGUACAACUCGAAGUCCGUGAUGGGCGACAGGACAGCUCCGCAUUUCACUGGCGUCUCCUCGCCGCUGACCAACAAGCUGGUCACGUAUCCCCCGUAGACCUGACGCACACGAAGACACGUGUAUAUUUGAUCACACACACACACACACACACACACACACACACACACACACACACACACACACACACACACACACACACACACACACACACACACACACACACACACACACACACACACACACACACACACACAGGCCAUAAUAGGUUUAUUCUCACCUGUCCAAAAGCUCCAACUCGGGUUUUGUCGACGUACGGCUCUUUCAAAAGAAAACUGCAACAGAUAAACAUCGGCGCUGGUCAGGGAGACACCUUGUGUUUCGACUUUGGAAUCGCACGUCAUUUAGACAACAUGUUUUUAAAUUAUGCCAACGCUUCUGUAUGACUUUGAAAGACAUGUUGAAAAGUGAUGCACCGUUAAGGAUUCUUAGGAAAAUGGAGUUAUUAAAUCCUCAUUUUGAAGUAUGACAGUGACGCCACAGUAAUGAAAGAGAGGACAGAAUAGAAAUCUAAAGGUUUAGGCCAAACUAAUCUGAAUGUAUCUGGAAAUGGGCCAGUUCAUUUUUACUGAGUGAAUGUUCUUUUCUUUGGGGAAGACAUGUGGCGUCACGUAAAGACAGUUAUCAUUUCAUAAGACGGCCGAAUGUGGACAAAUUCACAUCCGCAGUACAAAAGCUACUGUGAAACUGCUCUGGAUCUGAGCUCAGUGAGAUGGUCGAUCGUGCGGAUGAGCUUCUCCUGUAAUGUACGUUUUCUUUCUCUAUCGCAGCCAAACAGCCGCUCAUCCCCUGUAUACUCUCUAUUAUCUUCUCAGGAUUGUCCAAUCUCCCUCCCCUGAACAACAUACUUGAGCGCGUCCUUCUGAUCUUGCUCCUCGAACGCGCCCAGUUUCUUCUGGAUGCGGUGCAGCAGGUUGGUGCCCUGGAAGCCGCUGCCCCGGCCGUCGCACCGCACCACCACUACGCCGAAGCUGCUCACCAGCACCGUGGCCCAGUCCAGGUGGAACUGCUCCGACACCGUCUGACCACCGGGGGUCCCGUCGCUGCGCGGGAACAGGGCAGGAUACACACAUGCGAUCAAGGCUCUGACGUGAAACGCUUUCAAUUGAAGUCGCAGAACAACAUCUGGGACCCCGUGGGAACUUCUCCUUUCAAUGACAUUCAGGCGGUAAUCGCUGCGUCUGAUUAAUAUGCCUGAUUAAAAGGGUCGCGUCCCCACGUGGCUCGGGAGAGAAGUGCGGCUCUGAUUCCGCAAACACAAACGUCAGCGCGUGAACGAAGGUGCUCAUACGUACACGAGCAGCAGCAGCGGGUAGUGGCACGUGUCCAUGAAGCCGGCGGGUUUGAGGAUCUGCAUCGGCAAAGCUGCGACACAAUAAACACACUUUCGUUUAGCAUGUUCACUUAUUUCAUACCUUCUUUUUUUUUUUUUUCGCUGCGGCAGAUUUGAGUUGCAGAUUGAAAUUAUAAUUAAAACAUCACAGACUACAGGAGUGGUUAGAAAAAAGGAAUGACACCAGUUAAAUAUGAUCUAAUCUUCGUCUCACUCUCACGAACAAGACAACACACAAUAUGCUUAAGAUAAUAACGUAGUACCAUCGUCUUCAUAUAUAUAUUAUCUUAUAAUCUUUGGGGUUUUUAUUGAACACAUCCAUUAAACAUCGACAGCCCCGGUGCACCCUGGGAUUUAAUAACUGGUCGAAACUCCUUGGAGCAGCAAUAACUUCAACUGUUCUCUUCCAGCAGCCGUGGAUCAGAACCGGUUCACUGUAGACGACCUCUCCUCUGAACUUUAAGAUUAGACAGGAUCAAAAACUGAUUUGCCUGUUGAACUGAUUCAUACGUCAACUCUGAGGUUAUUUGUUAUUAUAUUUAUGCAAAUCGGCAAUACGAUCUCUCUUUAGCCAGGUUCACAUGAUGUCAUUAGCUUCAGGGUUCAUGUACUUUCUCCAACCUACGUCAUCAAUGUUUGAAUGAUGUAUUAAAUAUCGAAUAGAACGAAACAACGAUCUCUGGGAUGCUGGUAAAAAUAUAAAUUGUUCAUUAUUGUAACUCGGAUGAAGAAGCGACCACAUUUAAAGACAAAUUUAUACACAAACGCAGAUAAUUCCAAUGGUUUCCCUCACUGUUAUUUUUUAUUGUGCAGUAUUGUAUUUGCUCGCUCGUUUGUGUUUGUGUGACACGUACUGUAAUCAUCCAUGUUGAUCUCCUUGUACUCCACCGUGGGCAUCUGCAUGGAGUCCAGGGUCAGUCUCAGGUUCACGUUGCUCUCCAGUUUGUGAACUUCCGUGAUACCUGUAGAUGAUGAUGUGAAUAAAGGAUUUCUUUGUUACAA